Molecule: messenger RNA, 1487 nt
Organism: Leptopilina boulardi
Lineage: Eukaryota; Metazoa; Arthropoda; Insecta; Hymenoptera; Figitidae
Gene: wap
Product: DDB1- and CUL4-associated factor 7
Exons: 5
Coding region: 339-1370 (343 amino acids)
Cellular component (GO): nucleus
Molecular function (GO): protein binding
Source: RefSeq, a predicted model, not a curated record
UUGUUAGUAUACAUAUGUGGAAAUUAUUUUGGUUUGUGUUGAUCAAUUCUUGGUGUUAAUUGUAUACUGAAUUUUGAGAAUUAUUUUAGUUUUCAAUCAGUAAACAAACUUUUUUAUUAAUUGAGCCUGAUCGAAAAAUCAAGAUAGAUUGAAAUGAACUGAAAGUAUAUAAACUGACUUACAAUAAGGUACAUUGUUUCAAUGUUGAGGACACUAACGUUAUUAAGGGUCGCAUGGAUGCCAAAUUUUGUAGCUUUUUAUUUUAAAAUCGUUAAGUGAACGUAAGGAAAGCAGAGAACAUAAAGGAAGCAUAUGAAGUUGUAAGUUUAAAAUCAACCAUGGCUCUAAUGAGUGGUCCACAGAAAAGAAAGGAAAUUUACAAAUAUGAAGCACCAUGGCCUUUAUACAGUAUGAAUUGGUCGGUGCGUCCUGACAAAAGAUUUCGUUUGGCUCUUGGUAGUUUCGUCGAAGAAUACAAUAAUAAAGUUCAAAUUGUUUCUCUCGAUGAAGAAACAGCUGAAUUUAGUGCAAAAAGCACUUUUGACCAUCCUUAUCCCACUACAAAAAUUAUGUGGAUUCCAGACAGUAAAGGAUCAUAUCCUGAUCUUCUAGCAACUUCAGGCGACUACUUAAGGAUAUGGCUUGCCGGUGAACCUGAAACUAGAUUAGAAUGUGUCUUAAAUAAUAAUAAAAAUUCUGAUUUUUGUGCUCCGCUUACAUCGUUCGAUUGGAACGAAAUAGAUCCUAAUAUUAUUGGGACAUCAAGUAUAGACACGACCUGUACUAUUUGGUCUAUUGAAACAGCACAAGUUUUAGGACGUGUGACUGGAUGUGUUAAAACACAAUUAAUUGCACACGACAAAGAGGUUUAUGACAUUGCUUUUAGUCUUGCUGCCGGUGGACGUGAUAUGUUUGCUUCUGUCGGAGCCGAUGGUUCUGUUAGAGUUUUUGAUCUACGUCAUUUAGAACAUUCCACUAUUAUUUAUGAAGAUCAACAUCGUACUCCUUUAUUGAGGCUUGCUUGGAAUAAGCAAGACAGUAAUUUUAUUGCCACAGUUGCUAUGGAUGCUUGUGAAGUUAUAAUAUUGGAUAUUCGAGUUCCUUGUACACCAGUUGCAAGGUUAAAUAAUCACAGGGCAAGUGUGAAUGGUAUUGCUUGGGCACCACAUUCUUCAUGUCACAUUUGCACAGCAGGUGAUGAUCAUCAGGCAUUAAUAUGGGAUAUUCAACAAAUGCCAAGAGCAAUUGAAGAUCCAAUUUUGGCUUAUACUGCGGCAGAGGGUGAAGUAAAUCAAAUUCAAUGGGGUGCAACACAACCAGAUUGGAUUGCUAUUUGUUAUAAUAAAGCAGCUGAAAUUUUACGAGUAUAAUUUUUCAGUAUUCUUUGUUAUAUAUACAUAUAUAGUGCAUUUUUUCACAAUGCAAAAUUGUAUACAAGUAUUACUUUUUGUUGAUGAAGCUAAAUUUAUAUAAACGUGUGAACAAAU